UGUUAUGUUUAGGAAGUUAUGAACACUUGAGACAUACUCAAAGCUAUGUAAACAUCCCUAAUUAACUUCAUGAAAUCAACUAUAUGUUUAAUUUAAACUGAAGAUAAAUUUGUAGAAACAAGAAUUAACUGCUUCAGGAAUAUCGAAGAUGACAGAAAACGAAGACGCUACUUAUUUGGGCCUAGACUUCAGCACUCAACAGUUAAAAGGAGUGAUUGUAAACAAAAACCUUGAAGUGAUUCAUGAGACAAAUGUUCAGUUCGACAGUGUUUUGCCGGAGUUCAGGACUCACAGUGGAGUUGUCAGACAGGACAAGAAGACUGUUACUGCCCCAGUCCUCAUGUGGGUUAAGGCUCUUGACUUGCUUCUGGACCAGCUCAAAGUUUGUGGAGCCGACUUCUCCCAAAUAGCAGCCCUCUCUGGCUCAGCUCAGCAACAUGGGACUGUCUACUGGCAGGUGGGAGCUGAAGAAACACUCAAGACUUUGGACCCUGACAGCUUCCUACAUACUCAGCUAGCUUCAGCCUUCUCUGUGACCAGCUCUCCUGUAUGGAUGGACUCUAGCACUUCCCUGCAGUGUCGCCAAUUAGAGGAACAUGUCGGUGGAGCUCAGAAAUUGGCUGAAAUAAGUGGGUCCAGGGCCUAUGAACGAUUCUCCGCUGCUCAGAUCAUGAAAAUCGCCCAAUCCAAGCCUUCUACUUAUGCAAAUACCGAGAGGAUAUCUCUAGUCAGCAGUUUUGCCUGUUCACUGUUCCUCGGUCGAUACGCUCCAAUAGACUUGUCAGAUGGUUCUGGAAUGAAUCUAUUGGAUAUCCAUAGCAAAAGUUGGUCACAAGAUUGUCUGAAGGCUUGUGCUGAGGACCUAGCCUCCAGGCUGGGAGAGCCAGUACCCUCUCACUCUGACCUGGGCUGUGUCAGUGACUACAUGGUGGAGAGGCACAGUUUCAACCCUUCCUGUAGAGUCAUAGCAUUCACUGGUGACAACCCCUCAUCAUUAGCAGGCAUGACUCUGAGACCAGGAGAUGUCGCUGUCAGUUUGGGUACUUCGGAUACUCUUUUUCUACCUCUUACACAACCACCCACCCUGCCUGAAGGACAUGUUCUCAUUAACCCUGUUGAUAGUGACGCAUAUAUGGCUUUGCUGUGUUUCAAGAACGGCUCACUCACAAGAGAAAGGAUCAGAAAUUUUGUUGCUGAAAAGUCAUGGGAAAGAUUUAGCAGUCUUCUGAACAGCACACCUAGGGGCAAUUUUGGAAACUUUGGAUUGUACUAUGAUGCCCAAGAAAUCAUCCCGUUUGUUCAGGGUGACUUCAGAUGGGACAAAAGUAACUCCAGCGUGACCAAGUUCACUCCAGAGACUGAGGUUCGAGCUUUGCUAGAAGGACAGUUUAUUGCCAAACGUGCACAUGCAGAGGACCUUGGAUUCAUAGUGGGAAAAGAUUCAAGGAUAUUAGCUACAGGGGGUGGCUCUGCUAAUAAAGAAGUUCUACAGGUUUUGGCUGAUUGCUUCAACACCAAUGUUUACACAAUGACUCCUAGAUACUCUCCAAUAAAGGAUAAGUCGGUGUCUCAGUCAUUAGGGCGAUGA
Macrosteles quadrilineatus (aster leafhopper) is the source of this 1588-nucleotide messenger RNA. RefSeq names its product xylulose kinase-like. The record is from RefSeq and is a predicted model, not a curated record. Gene Ontology annotation, biological process: D-xylose metabolic process; xylulose metabolic process. Bases 149 to 1588 code for a protein of 479 amino acids. NCBI's taxonomy places the organism in Eukaryota, Metazoa, Arthropoda, Insecta, Hemiptera, Cicadellidae. Gene Ontology annotation, molecular function: D-xylulokinase activity. Gene Ontology annotation, cellular component: cytosol. The transcript has 12 exons.